Cuscuta campestris is the source of this 1319-nucleotide messenger RNA. Lineage: Eukaryota; Viridiplantae; Streptophyta; Magnoliopsida; Solanales; Convolvulaceae. The record is from the annotation of a GenBank genome assembly.
CAUUCUCACAUUAUGGAAGGAACUUCUCGAACACUUCCUUACACCAUAAGAUUCGUUGGUCUUCUUGGUAGUCAUUCUCUUGGUAGAAAUCCAAAGUUUAUGGCUACUGCAGUAGAUUUAGGAAGAGAAUUGAUAAGACGAAGAAUUAGUCUUGCUUAUGGAGGAGGCAAUGUUGGCCUACAAGGAGCUGUUGCUUCAACAGUCUUUACCAAUGGUGGUCUCGUUAGAGGUUUCAUUCCUGGGUACAUAGCAACACGACGGGUCUACGGACCUACAUACGGCGUAGAGCACACAGUUUCCAUCAAUUACUACAAAUAUUUUGAGAUGAAUCAUGCCAUGGAAGCUUUCAUCAUUCUUCCCGGAGGAGUUGACACUAUGGAAGGGAUUUCUGAGUAUCUUGACCGUAAGUCAACCUUAGAGAAUACUAUGAAUUCUCUAAGAGGGAUGGGAGAGUCGUGGAUGUGAUUGACAUUUUAUUUUAUUUUAUUUUUUUAAAUCAAAUUUCGAUCCAAAGAUCGGGUUUAAAACCAUUUGCUCCGAUACCAAAUUGUAACACCCUAAUCCGUCCAGGUCUGCAGCCCCAUUUGGACUAAAGUAUUUAACUUGGUAAUCGUAAAUUUUAAAACUUUUCAAACACACUUUAUUAAUCUCAAUAAUAUUUUUCAUAACAUAUACAACACGGAGUAUUUAACAAUAUUGCAGAAGCGAAUUUAAUAUUGACAUAUCAUAAAUUAUUUCAAAACUUUGUCACGUCCAUCCUGACAAUCUCGCUCCCGCCAGAAUCACAUUAAUCUUUCUGUUUACCUGCGUGUAGCAAAUAAAACAUACUACACGCUCAGCGUUGAAGCUGAGCCCUUAAACUAUAAAUAGUUUAAUGCAGAACACGAGAAUCGAUAAUCCACCCUAUGAGUCAUGUGGAUUACGUACCAACCGAACAGUGAACUGUCGGGUGGGUGAUAUCCGUUCAUGAUCCCGUACGUACGUUUUAACCCCGAAAUAUGAAUUGGUCAAGGAGGUAUAUCUUAGAGUUCUUCUAGAUAUCCUUAAUAAUCAUCAUCCAUUUUCCAAGUGGGUAUAUCUUAGAGUUCUUCUAGAUAUUCUUAACAAUAUACAUCAUUUUCAUAAUCAUCAAAAUAUUCAUUUUUUUAAUCAUAAUUUAAUCAUUCGUAAUUAUUAUUUUAAUAAUAAUAUUCAUCAAAGUCUAAUCAUAAACAACAUCAAUAAUAAUCAUCACAAUAUCUAAUAACAAAUAGCGGCCUAGCAUCGAGUGUUAACACCUUAGCUUACCGUCAUACAUCACAUAAAAUUUUAUUUGUCAA